Molecule: messenger RNA, 1644 nt
Organism: Tremella mesenterica DSM 1558
Lineage: Eukaryota; Fungi; Basidiomycota; Tremellomycetes; Tremellales; Tremellaceae
Exons: 9
Coding region: 1-1644 (547 amino acids)
Biological process (GO): protein targeting to ER
Cellular component (GO): membrane; signal peptidase complex
Source: RefSeq, a predicted model, not a curated record
AUGACAAUGGCCAAUUCAAGAGUUUCAACGAUGGUGUUGUUGUUGUUAGGGUUCUUAUUAUUCGAUAUGGUUAUGGGACUACCCAAAGAGUUUUCGAGGUCAACUAGAACAGAGACCAACGCCGAUCGUUUUCGUCGCGGUUUACCUCCCAAGGUUCCUAAUAGAAGGUACAAUGCUACUUUAGCAAGGGCCGCUCCUGCAAAACGAUCAGGAGUCACGACCGCAGGUUAUCUUCAAGCUACGCCCGUGGCUGGCACCACAAGGAAACGUGCGGGUGAGGGUACACCAUAUGGUUCAACCUCUUGGGUCUCAUAUGUCGAUGAAAGACUUGUACUGUACUCGUCGUCUUCCUGUGGCGGAAAAGUUCCCCCCGAUGAUGUUAUCCUCCCUAUCGCUAUCGGUCGUGGUAAAAACGAAGUGCACCUCUUCAUUGAAGCUGCUAACAAAACUCAGACUACCGACCCUUCUCAAGCAACUUUCUUCACCAUCCCAAGUACCGGCUCUCAAACCAAUGUGUACGUGGCGGACAGUAGUUCUGUCAGUGGUACAAAACCAUUAUGUCUCGAUGAAUGGUCAGCAGGAUCUGGAGGGAGGAAUAUGAAACUUGGUAAUGAGGGUGGUUCCGUCUCUGCUAUUGUUCAAUCUUGUGAUCCUUCACAAGUCACCAGUACCACAUCCGGUAGUCAGGUUCAAGGUAAUGUGUGGACUGUACCAGAUCCAAACGUAUGGCCAACGUCUGCUGGGUUCACAUGGUACAACCAAGAUGGUACCACUACCAAUGGUGAUUGGUGGGCGGUAUCAACUCAAAGCGCCGACUACCUUCUCGGAGCAGCUCUAGCAGGAUCCGACUUUUUUGGUUUUACGUCAUAUGCCCAAGUAAACGUCGAAUGGGUAGCGUCACUUCCGACAUACGUUUGUGUGGAUGGGUUGGAAUUCGGUUGGAUGAUGGUGAUGGACUAUUACGUUCUUAGUAAUACCAAAAACGACUAUCUACAAAACUCCACCUCUUUAGAAACAUCCAGCGUUCUGCCGACCGACCCUUUACCAGAAGUCAAAGUCAAUCCUGUUAAUUUAGGCGAGAUCAAAGUAGCUCUUGAUGAUGCUGUCAAGAAGCACCUUUCUACCUCUUACACACCCUCACAUCUCUAUCCCAUCAUUCAUCUUACUCUCGGUUAUCUCUCUGUAUUCCUCGCUUUACUAGCUUCAUACCAUGGUUGGCGAACAGAAUUCGAAGCUUCCAAACCUCUACUUUGGGCUUGCGUAGGAUCUUAUUUUUCUCUUCAAUUGACCAUGUGGGGAUUCAAACGAUAUGUUGAAAAAGGUGUUAUUUUCAAUGGUCAAUAUCAUGAUCAAAGUAAAUUGGAAAGUAUACGAGUCAUUUCUGGUACAUCUCUAGAUCCCCCAUCACCACCUACCGUCUCCUCGUCAUCUACACACCUACCGAAAUCCGUUCCUGCUAUUGGAGAUGGGCCGAGUUAUGUGUUGCAUUUGGAACUGAAGAGUGGGAUGAAGAAUAUUGUGGUCGACGGCGGGAAGUAUGUUGGAGGGUUGGUCGACACGGAGGGGGGAGUGGAGGAAGGUGAAUUGGGAAGAUGGGUGGAUGAAUUGAUCACGGUUGGGAAGAUGGAAAGGAAGAGGGAAUAG